CUUGUGUGACCAUUCUCUAAAAUAUUUAAGCUCAAAAAUCACAGAGCGAAAGCUACAGGGCACUUGGCUGCCUGUUGGCCGGGGGAAUCUGGAGAAACCAUUCUUGGGGCCGCGCAGCUCUGUUGUGCCCAUGUUCAGCCCUCAGGGUGGCCUUCACUCGGCCCAUGCUGAGAACAGCCAGCUGAAGCCCAGGGUGGUAACGGUGGUGAAGCUGGGUGGGCAGCCCCUUCGGAAGGUCACUCUGCUCCUCAACAGGCGGUCAGUACAGACAUUCGAGCAGCUCCUGGCAGACAUCUCAGAAGCCCUGGGCUUUCCAAGAUGGAAGAAUGAUCGUGUGAGGAAAUUGUUCAACCUCAAGGGCAAAGAAAUCAAGAGUGUUUCUGAUUUCUUUCGGGAAGGGGAUGCUUUUGUAGCCAUGGGCAAAGAACCAUUGACGUUGAAGAGCAUUCAGGUGGCUAUAGAGGAACUGUAUCCCAACAAAAACCGGGCCUUGACCUUGACCCAGCACAGCCAAGUGCCUUCUCCAAGGCUGAGAAACAGAUUUCACAGCAAGCUUCUGAAAGGAGGCCAACAUGGUGGGGAGACAGCGAGUGGCAGUGAGGCUGUGGGAAGCAAGGUGGCCACAAGGCUCCAGGGGAAGACCCCUGUGGAGCUGGCACUGGAGGACAAGAUGAGGGCACAGAAGAGGUGGGGAAGGGGAAAGCGGGAGCCAGAAGCCAGUGGCAAGCCACCCAGGGAAACCACUCUGGAGGAGAGGCAUGCAAAUGGAGAGAAGCACCUGGGGGUGGAAAUUGAAAAGACCUCAGGGGAGAUCAUCAGAUGUGAGAAGUGUAAGCGGGAGAGGGAGCUCCAGCAGAGCCUGCAAAAGGAGAGGCACUCCCUAGGGACUGGUGAGUUGGACAUAGGGAAGGGCCACAGGUAUCAUGUGGAGAAGCUGGUGAGAACGAGAAGCUGCAGGAGGUCUCCUGAGGCAAACCCUGCUGGUGGGGAGGAAGGAUGGAAGGGCGACAGCCAUGGGUGCAGCCCCAGGAAUCCCACACAAGAGAUGAGGAGACCCAGCAAGAGCACGGACAAGAAAGAGGAUAGAGACCCAGAGGAUCAGGAGAGCCAUCCUCAGGGAUUGGCCAAGGCUAAGAAGCACUGUGUGGAAGUUCUACCAGUCACAGAGGAGGGGCCGAGGGACAUGAAGAAAGACACUGGGCAAGCUUGCAGGAACAAGCAUGGUGUCUGGCUCCAGCGAGAGCACCAGGCUGAGCCCGAGCAGCUCCCCAGGACCCGAGGGGAGGAGAAGGAGGCAGAGAAGGAGAAGAAACUAGGUGUGUCAGGAGGGAAAAAGAUGGUUCUUAGAGAUGACCCAUCUGCCAGGAUAGAGAAGGAACCCAAGACAAGGGCAGAAGAGAACAAGCCAGAAUGGCCCGGUGGUCGGAAGCUGCGGCCUGUGGGCAUCAUUGCAGCCAAUGUGGAGAAGCAUUACGAGACUGGCCGGGUCAUUGGUGAUGGGAAUUUUGCCAUUGUGAAGGAGUGUAGGCACCGCGAGACCAGACAGGCCUAUGCCAUGAAGAUUAUCGACAAGUCCAAACUCAAGGGUAAGGAGGAAAUAGUUGACAGUGAGAUCUUAAUCAUCCAGAGCCUCUCUCACCCCAACAUAGUGAAACUGCAUGAAGUAUAUGAAACACAAGCAGAAAUCUACCUGAUCAUGGAGUACGUGCAGGGGGGAGACCUUUUUGAUGCCAUCAUAGAAAGUGUGAAGUUCCCAGAGCCCGAUGCUGCCCUCAUGAUCAUGGACUUAUGUAAGGCUCUCGUCCACAUGCACGACAAGAGCAUCGUCCAUCGGGACCUCAAGCCAGAAAAUCUCUUGGUUCAGCGAAAUGAGGACAAGUCUACUACCCUGAAACUGGCUGAUUUUGGCCUUGCAAAGCAUGUGGUGAGACCUAUAUUUACUGUGUGUGGGACUCCAACAUAUGUAGCUCCCGAAAUUCUUUCUGAGAAAGGUUAUGGCCUGGAGGUGGACAUGUGGGCUGCAGGUGUGAUCCUCUACAUACUCCUGUGUGGCUUCCCUCCGUUCCGCAGCCCAGACAGGGACCAGGAUGAGCUCUUUAACAUCAUUCAGCUGGGCCACUUUGAGUUCCUUGCCCCUUACUGGGACAACAUCUCUGAUGCUGCCAAAGAUCUGGUGAGUCGGUUGCUGGUGGUAGAUCCCAAAAAGCGCUACACAGCCCACCAGGUCCUUCAGCAUCCCUGGAUUGAAACGGCUGGAAAGACCAGCUCAGUGAACCUGCAGAAGGAGGUGUCUCCCAGCAGCGAGGGCCACUCCCGGAGCCAGCACAAGAGGGGCACGGAGCAGACAUCAUAGUCACUGCCUCAGGCAUCCAGCCAGCCUCAGUUCUGCUCAAGGACAGAGAAGAAGGUGGAAAGCUAAGAGCAAAACACCAAGAGAUGCUUCUUCACAUAAUUGGAGAAUCAGAAGGAGAGACACUCUGUAUUUUAAAGCAUAUUUAAAAAUAAACUGCGUUGAUAUUAAAUGUAAUAUAUUUUUAGAUUUGUAUGUCUAUAGCCUUUAGUACUUUUUUGGGUAAAAAUUGUCAUCAGUGGGGAAUCUUGGUAAUGACGAUGUGUUUGGCUUCCUCCUUGUGAUCAAGUUUGUGGUGUAAUACAUGUGGUGCUCCAAGCGUCUAAACUCCCCCACAGAAUUAAUAAGGUGAAUCAUGGUCUUUCUGUAUUAAUAAAACAUGCUCUGAAUAAC
Molecule: messenger RNA, 2743 nt
Organism: Castor canadensis (American beaver)
Lineage: Eukaryota; Metazoa; Chordata; Mammalia; Rodentia; Castoridae
Gene: Dclk3
Product: doublecortin like kinase 3
Biological process (GO): intracellular signal transduction; protein phosphorylation
Molecular function (GO): protein kinase activity; ATP binding
Source: RefSeq, a predicted model, not a curated record